Colletotrichum orchidophilum is the source of this 3378-nucleotide messenger RNA. RefSeq lists its product as uncharacterized. The record is from RefSeq and is a predicted model, not a curated record. Bases 1 to 3378 code for a protein of 1125 amino acids. The transcript has 2 exons. Gene Ontology annotation, biological process: poly(A)+ mRNA export from nucleus; protein import into nucleus. Gene Ontology annotation, cellular component: nuclear pore. Gene Ontology annotation, molecular function: structural constituent of nuclear pore. NCBI's taxonomy places the organism in Eukaryota, Fungi, Ascomycota, Sordariomycetes, Glomerellales, Glomerellaceae.
AUGUCGCUCUUCGGCAGCAACACCCUGGGUGGUCUGGGAACCUCGACCAGCGGAACCCAGCAACAGAGCAGCACAGCAGGGGGUCUGUUUGGACAGCAGAACACGACCACCAACCAACAGACAAGCUCUACGCCUGCCUCGGGCGGCCUCUUUGGAAACCUGAAUCAGAAUAAGCCUGCGACGACUGGCGGUCUAUUUGGCGGCGGCGCAUCAACGACGACACAACCGGCACAAGGAUCCUCGCUCUUUGGAGCGCCUCAGCAGCAGCCACAGCAACAAUCAGGCGGACUCAGCUUGGGAGGUUUGGGCGGACUGGGAGCAUCUACGGCACAAAAGCCAUCUCUCUUCGGCGCAAUUGGCGGCGCCCAACAAAACCAAAACCAGACGCAAACGACGGGCUCGACCUUCGGCCAGGGUACUACAAACAACACUCUCGGCGGCUCCCUCUUCCCUUCAUCGCAGCAACCGCAACAGAACACGAACAACCAGUCCCAAAUUCAGCAGGGCCAGCCUUCAGGGGCAUACUUUGAUAGCCUCUUCGCCAAAAGCAAGAAGCAGGGAGACGGUGAAAAUGGCAUGGAGGACCUCCCUAGUCUGCAAUUGGGCCUGGGCGACCUUCGCCAGCGCCUGAAGAAGCUGGGAACAAAGGCGCAGGACCGUCCAUCCGAUGGCAGGGCGCACUACCUUCUCGCUGCGUCCGGCGUCGACCCUUCAACCGCCGCGAAAGACCUCGGAUCCCUCGACUUGCAGACUGGCCGUGUCGAGAGACCCUCCGGCUACUCUCCCGCCGAGAUUGACGUCGAGACGUACCUCGCGAACCUCCAGACCAAGACGACAAUGAGCAUGAUUGCAGACGGCUUGGAGAGAUCGGUCCGCGACUUUGACAACUUCUUGGAGGAUAACGUGACGAUGGAGUGGGAGGCUCAGCGCAAGCGCAUUUACGAGCACUUCGGUAUCAAGGCUCGUGAAGAGUCUUCUUUCGGACCCGCCGCGUCGACAAGAGAAGUCUCCGGUGGCUUUGGCCGUUCCCGCCGAAGCAAGAGCCAGGCGACUGGAGCUCGCUCUGGCAGAGCAAGCGUUUUGGGCAAGUCAAGCAUGCAUCGCUCUGUCAUCGGCAACGCAAGCAAAAUAGGCUCUCACCAACCAGAGUUCUCAGACAUUGACCGGUCCACGGACAAUGGCGGUUCAUUGACUGGCCACAUCAAUUCUGAUGAUAGAUCUCUGCGCGAGAAGCAGAGCAAGCUUUCCGAGAAGGUCCGCAACCUCAACCAGGCCCGUCUCAUCGCCCACCCCUACCCCAUUCUUUCAGAGCUCGCAGAUGUUGAGCAUAGAUCUCUGGACCCAUAUGCACCUCAUAUUGUCGAGGCGUACCAUGCUGUUCGCGAGAUCGUUGGAGAAGACCCCGAAGCAGAGACUACCAUCAAUGGUGCCACUGCAAAGGAACGGCAGUUUGCCAAGAUGUAUCUGGACGAAGCCCCCAACUCUUCCAACUCGAUAUCGAUGCGGAAGAGGCUGCUAGAUGGUGCCAAUAGAUACCUCGAGGGGCAAUUCCUUCAAGAGGUUGAGGGGCUCAUCGCAAAACACCCCCACGAAGCUAAUCUAGGUGGCCGUCCCGAUAUUGUCAGCAAGAUCAGAGCUUAUAUCCGAUUACGUUCUGCACGAAAAGAUCUGGUGCCUGACAACACGGAGCUUCAGCAAACUGGUGGUGAAUAUGUCUGGGCAAUUGUCUUCUACCUGCUCCGCUCUGGUCACGUCAGCGAGGCAGCGAAGUAUGUGAAUGAUAACAGCAAUCAAUUCCGCAGCAUCGACCGCACGUUCCAGAGCUACCUCAACGGCUACGCCUCUAAUGAAGACCGCCGCUUGAAGCGGACGUUGCAGGACAGAUGCAACGCGGAGUAUACCCAACGUGUGCGCAAUGCCCCUGACAACUCAAUCGACCCCUUCCGGAUGGCGUGUUACAAGAUUAUUGGCCGCUGUGACCUGAACAACCGGAGUCUGGACGGCCUCAACACGGACAUCAAUGACUGGAUAUGGCUUCAAUUCAACCUUGCCAGAGAAGGCGACCGUUCUGUUGAGGUGGCUACCGAGGCCUAUGGUCUUUCUGAACUCCAGUCAAGUAUCAAGGAAAUCGGAGCCAAGCACUUCCCCAAGAACUCUGCGGAAGACAACAGCGGCAGUUUUGGCAUGUUCUUCUACCUCCAGGUGCUGUCAGGCAUGUUCGAAGAGGCUAUUGCGUAUCUUUACCCCUUUUCCUACGUCGACGCAGUCCACUUCGCCAUUGCUCUCGAGUACUACGGCCUUCUCCGACCUUCCGACCCCUUCAGCGCCUCCAACGAUCUGCGUAGCUUGAACGUCAAGGAUUCGGUUCAGAUCAACUUUGGCAGGAUGAUUGGCUAUUACACCAGGGAUUUCAGAGCAGCCGACGUUGUGUCGGCUGUUGACUAUCUCACCCUCAUUUGCCUCAAUAUGGACUUGUCUGGCGAGGCCGGCCGUCGUCAUGCUAACCUCUGCUGGGAGGCUCUGCGCGAGCUCGUGCUCGAGACGCGUGAGUUCAGCAAGCUCAUCGGUGACAUCCGCCCCGAUGGUCAGCGGAUACGCGGCAUCAUCGAGGAGCGCGGCUCCUUGAUUGGUCUGACGGAGGAGAAUGAUUUCAUCAAUACCGUCACGGUCCAGGCCGCCAGCUUCGCCGACGAGAACGGCCGCACAACCGAUUCGGUCCUCCUGUACCACCUGGCUGGCGAGUACGAUACCGUUGUCUCCAUUGUCAGUCGUGCACUCAGCGAGGCCAUCUCUCUCGAGAUCGGCGAGGACCCCAUGCGUCUCAUGCCCGUCAAGCCUCGCGCCGCCGGCCAAGAGGCCGAGACGGGCAGCAGCCUGAGUCUGGCAUCCAUCGACGACCCCGUGGAGCUCGCCCGUACGAUGAUGUCCAUGUAUGAGCGCGAUGCCAUGUUUCACCGCAAGAUCCAGGAGCAGAACAGGGUCGCCUGCCGUGUCCUGCUUGAGAUGAGCACCAUCAAGUCCUUUGUCGAGGCCGGCCAGUGGGCUCAGUGUCUGGACAAAAUUCGUGGCCUCGAGAUUCUCCCACUCGAUGCCAGCGGUGACCCGAGCAUCAUCCGCGCCUACGCCGCAAAGUUCUCCGGCCUCUCCCAGCCCGUUUCCAUCAACGUGCCGAAUCUGCUCAUGUGGACCAUCAUCUGCUGCACGCGCCAGCGCGACCAGCUCACCGGUGGCCAGUUCAGCGGCAACGAGGGCACUCGCCGCAUGAUGGUCGAGCAGAUGAAGCAGAUGACGCUCGACCUCACCACUUACACCUCGCAGCUGCGUUACCGCUUCCCGCCGCACUUGCACGAGGCACUGGCCAGAGCGUCUGCCGAGUAA